CCGAAGAAAUGACGCAGACAGGCGUGUUUUUAGCCUGUUAGCCGGAGAGCUACAUAUUUUAACGUCCAUUAACUGUCCUUGGCUUUCAAACUCAACCAUUUCAUCGGGACAUAAACGUGUGCGAAGGUCCAGAAUCGAGAAUUAAGGAGAAGACGAAGGCACAGCAGUCAUGCAGAUCACACUGAAGACAUUGCAGCAGCAGACCAUUCAAAUAGACAUCGACGAUGAGCAGACGGUGAAGGCAUUGAAGGAGAAGAUCGAGGCUGAGAAGGGUCGGGACAGUUUUCCAGUAGCGGGACAGAAGCUCAUCUAUGCUGGGAAGAUCCUGCAGGACGAUACGCCUAUCAAAGAGUACAAAAUCGAUGAGAAGAACUUCGUGGUGGUGAUGGUGUCAAAGACGAAAUCACCAGGAACUUCCGCCACACCCUUAGAACCUUCUAGAUCAGUGGCAGCUUCGUCAUCCUCCUCUUCCUCCUCUCCUCCACCUCCUCCUCCUCCAGCUCCAGCUCCAGCUGCCAUCCCAUUCACAGACGAGUGUCCACGAGAUGACCCUCCGGCUACAGUCUCUCCUGCACACAGUCCUGACCGUGGCACAGAUGUUGUUGAUGAAGGAGAAGAUGCAUCUUCAACACUAGUCACAGGUCAGGAGUAUGAUGCGAUGCUCACAAACAUCAUGUCUAUGGGUUAUGAGAGAGAUAAAGUGGUGGCUGCUCUUAAAGCCAGUUACAACAACCCUCACCGCGCCGUGGAGUAUCUGCUCAAUGGAAUCCCGACAGUCCCGGUGCAGGAAACCAAUCCUGCUCCCGCUCAGCUCCCCACAGACACACAGCCCACAGAAGGUGAGAAUCCUCUGGAGUUCCUGCGCUCUCAGCCUCAGUUUCAGAGCAUGCGCCAGGUGAUCCAGCAGAACCCGUCACUGCUGCCGGCGCUGCUGCAACAGCUGGGUCAGGAGAACCCUGAGCUCCUGCAGCAAAUCAGCCAGCACCAGGAGCUCUUCAUUCAGAUGCUGAACGCGCCGGUGGGCGAGGGUGAGGGCGAGGUGGGAGAAGGAGGAGAGUUUGCAGAUCUGGGGGCCAUAGGGGACGAGGCUGCGCCCGGCAGUUUUAUACAAGUCACACAACAGGAGAAAGAAGCCAUCGAGAGGUUAAAAGCUCUGGGGUUUUCAGAAGCUCUGGUGGUCCAAGCCUACUUCGCCUGCGAGAAGAACGAGAAUCUGGCCGCCAACUUCCUGCUCAACCAGAACUUCGAGGACGAAUGAGAGCGAGCGAUGGAGAGUCGCAAGCCCCGCCCCCCUGCCACCACACAAAGCACUGCAUCUACGCGGGACACCGGAGCCCCACAUUAAUUUUUUGCGUUUACAAGUAAGGGGAGACUGGCAGAGCGGUCGGGGGAAAACAGAAAAUAAAUCACACGCUCAACAGAUUCCAGUGGAACUGACAGUGGCAUUUGGGUUGAAUGCAAUCUAUCUAGCAUGUUGAAGGGGUGUGUGGCGUGCACGUGUGCUCCUGUAGGGGAAUCUUUGACUAAAUCAGCAUCAACUGAACGCAGACGCUCUCAUUAGUAGAAUUACAGGAGGUUAGAUGUAUAUUGCAGGCGUUCGCAUUCGCUUGUUUGUUUUUUAGUUGGGUAAAGGAUUACAUAAUUAAGUCAAAUGGAGGAUAUUUAGAGAUUUCCAGAACAUAUUUCAGUAUUUCAGACAUUCAUGAUGAAUGUGAUGGGAGUAGUGUCAUUUCUAGAGUUCUCAGCAACACAAAUGAUCUGCAUUGAUGCUGUUUUGUAAGUGAAUUCGGUCACACUUUAUUUUGAUGGUCUGUUUGUUGAAUUUAAGUUACAUUGCGUCUACAUGCCAAUUAAUUCUCAUUAGAUUAUCAGUAGACUGUUAGAUUGGGGUUGGGGUUAGUGUAAGUUGACAUGUACAUGUAGAGUUUCUUAUAGGCAGUUAAAUAUCUGUUGAAGGAGCAGUAUAAGCAUAUAUUAAGCAGACAGUCUACUAAUACUCAAUUGGACCAUCAAAAUAAAGUGUUACCAUGAAUUCAUAUCUUAUUGAGGAUUACAAUACUGCAUUGAUGCAUCGUUAGUUUGCACCGCUUAAAGUCAGCAUGAAAUUGCAGUCAUGAACUGUUUUAUGAGUCCCACUUUAUAUUAAGUGGCCUUAACUACCAUGUACUUGCAUCAAAAUGAAUAUACAAUCUACUUAAUGUGUUCAUGAUGUAUAGCAGAACACUUCUUGAGCUGGGUUUAAGGGUGGGUUAAGGGGAAAGGAAUGCUCAACAGUGUAAUUAUAAAUGUAAUUACAAAAUUAAUUACAGAUAGUUAUUUAAUCAAGCAUAAGUACGAUGUAAAAACAUGUAUUCACACAAUAAGCACGUUGUAAGGAAUGAUUAAUGUCAGUGUAAGUACAUAUUAGUUAAAGCACUUAAUAUAAAGUGGGACUCUUAUGAAUUUGCGUAUCAUAUAGGACAUUUACAAAAAUGUGAUUGGUUGUAAAGAAAGGUUAAAAAUAAAUAUAAAGAACGUUCAAUUUGUUCCUUCUCGCUUGAGGUUUCACGCUUUAAAAUUCUGAAAAACACAUUUUUGAAUUGACGCACAUAAGACCAAGAAAUGUGCUUUAAAGCAGUGUUUCUCAACCACGUUCCUGGAGGACCACCAACACUGCAGAUUGUUCAUGUCUCCUUAACCAAACACACCUGAUUCAGAUCUAUCAGCUCAUUAGCACAGACUGAAAGACCUGUAAUGUGUUUACAGACAAAGGAGACAUCCAAAAUAUGCAGUGCUGGUGCUCCACUAGGAAUGUGGUUGAGAAACACUGCUUUAAAGGGACAUUUUCCACAAAUUUCUUUGAACAUUUGCUGUCAGAUCAUCUUUUUAUCUUCAAUAAAUAUUAAAGAUGGUUUUUAGCUUAAA
This is a messenger RNA of Danio aesculapii, 2904 nucleotides long. RefSeq names its product RAD23 homolog A, nucleotide excision repair protein a (gene rad23aa). Gene Ontology annotation, molecular function: damaged DNA binding; proteasome binding; ubiquitin binding. The transcript has 9 exons. The record is from RefSeq and is a predicted model, not a curated record. Lineage: Eukaryota; Metazoa; Chordata; Actinopteri; Cypriniformes; Danionidae. Gene Ontology annotation, biological process: proteasome-mediated ubiquitin-dependent protein catabolic process; nucleotide-excision repair. Gene Ontology annotation, cellular component: cytosol; nucleoplasm. The coding region runs from base 170 to 1258 and encodes 362 amino acids.